AGGGAGUUGGGACUCAGAUCUUUCCAGUUAAUCACACAACAAACUUAGAUCAUCGCAAUAAAAAGCAGGGCGGCUCACUCAGCCUCCUCUAGUGACCGACUGUGCACAGGGGUCCUUCCACGAGCCAUCUCCUCUCCUCCUCCCUGCGAGCUGCUGGGGCAGCCCAGCGGCAGCAUGUGGGCCAACAAACUCCUGCCGGUCCUGCUGCUCUAUCUGCUGCUGCUGCUUCCCAUCACCAUCCCUUUGGCAGAGGGCAAAGGGAAAAGGAGAAAUGCUCUUCAUGACUUCAAAAAGACAGGCGAGACUAUGCUAAUUAAAUCAGACCUAUCACUAGUGGGAAAAACCAAGCUGUUAAACACGACAGAACAAUGUGCCAAGAGAUGCAGCAGGAAUAAAGGUUUUCCGUUCCCUUGCAAGGCCUUUGCUUUUGACAGAGCUACAAAACGAUGCCAUUGGUUCUCUUUCAAUAGCAUGACGAAUGGAGUGAGGAAAAAGCAAGACCACGCAUUUGAUCUAUAUGAAAAGAAAGACUACAUUAGAAACUGUAUCAUUGGUAAAGGCGCAAACUACAAGGGAACAAUAUCUGUUACCAAAAGUGGCAUCCAGUGUCAGGCAUGGAAUUCUAUGAUACCUCACGAGCACAGCUUUUUGCCUUCGAGCUAUCGGGGUAAAGACCUGCAGGAAAACUACUGUCGGAAUCCCCGAGGGGAAGAAGGAGGGCCUUGGUGUUUUACAAGCAAUCCAGAGAUACGCCAUGAAGUCUGUGACAUUCCUCUCUGUUCAGAAGUUGAAUGCAUGACCUGCAAUGGAGAAAGUUACAGAGGGCCAAUGGAUCACACUGAAUCAGGCAAGGAAUGCCAGCGCUGGGACCUUCAGAGACCACACAGGCACAAAUUCAGACCAGAGAGAUAUCCUGACAAGGGCUUUGAUGAUAAUUACUGCCGCAAUCCCGAUGGCAAGCCGAGACCGUGGUGCUACACUCUUGACCCUGAUACCCCGUGGGAGUUCUGUGCAAUUAAAACGUGUGCUCAGACCAUUGUGAACAUCACUGAUGCUGCCAUAGAAAUGACAGAGUGCAUCAAGGGGCAAGGUGAGGGCUACCGAGGUACCAUGAACACCAUAUGGAGUGGAGUCCAGUGUCAGCACUGGGUCUCCCAGUUUCCUCACCAGCACAACAUCACUCCAGAAAACUUCAAGUGCAAGGAUUUAAGAGAGAACUACUGCCGAAAUCCAGAUGGAUCGGAGUCACCUUGGUGUUUUACUACUGACCCAAACAUUCGGAUCGGUUAUUGCUCCCAAAUACCUAAGUGUGAUGUGUCAAAUGAACAAGAUUGCUAUCGUGGGAAUGGCAAGAAUUACAUGGGGAAUUUAUCUAAAACAAGAUCUGGAUUAACAUGCUCUAUGUGGGACAAGAAUAUUGAUGACUUAAGGAGGCACAUACCAGUAUUCAGGGAACCAGAUAUUAGCAAACUGAAGAAAAACUACUGCCGCAAUCCAGAUGAUGAUGCUCAUGGUCCCUGGUGCUACACAAGCAAUCCUCUCAUUCCCUGGGACUACUGCCCAGUUUCUCGAUGUGAAGGUGAUACAACUCCUACCACAACCAAUUUAGAUCAUACUGUCAUUUCUUGUGCCUCAACAAAACAUUUGAGAGUUGUAAAUGGAAUCCCAACGCAAACUAACGAAGGAUGGAUGGUUAGUUUGGCAUACAGGAAUAAACAUAUCUGUGGAGGUACUUUGGUAAAGGAAAACUGGGUUCUAACAGCAAGACAAUGUUUCCCUUCUCGGUACAAAGAUUUGAAAGACUAUGAAGCUUGGCUUGGAGUUCAUAAUAUCAAAGGAAGAGAAGAGAAACAUAAACAAGUUCUGAAUAUCUCCCAGUUGGUGUAUGGACCUGAAGGGUCUGAUCUGGUAUUAUUGAAACUUGCCAGAGCUGCAGUAUUCAAUAAUUUUGUGGAUCUAAUCAGAUUGCCCAUUUCUGGAUGUACCAUUCCAGAGAGGACCACCUGCAGUGUUUACGGAUGGGGACACACAGGAUUGAUUCACUUUGAUGGCCUGCUCCGAGUAGCAAACCUAUUUAUUAUGGGAAAUGAGAAGUGCAACCAAUAUCUCAAAGGGAAGAUGACUGUGAACGAGUCAGAAAUCUGCGCUGGGGCUGAGGGCAUUGGCACUGGACCGUGUGAGAGGGAUUAUGGUGGCCCCUUGGUCUGUGAACAAAACAGGAUGAAAAUAAUAGUGGGUGUUAUCGUUCCUGGCCGUGGAUGUGCCAUUCCAAAUCGUCCUGGGAUUUUUGUCAGAGUGGCAUAUUACUCCAAGUGGAUACGCAAAAUCUUGUUGACGUACAAAUCUGAGUUAUAGCUGAAUAUUUCACACAAAACCACCAAUUCCAUUCACAUGAAGAUCUCAGAGAGCAUGAAAUUAAUGUGUAAUGUAAAGAUCCAUGAUUUUUUUUUAAAAAACUACUUGAUAGUCAAGUUUCCUGAUCAUUUAUGGGUGUUUUCUGAAGAUUUUGUCUAUCAGUGUUGUUUUAUAGAUGUUGAAGUGAGCUACAGUAUCUGCAAGUAUGGUGACAUAUCUCCUGAAGAUACUUGGAUGGGUAAACAAAAUUGCAAAGAUACUAUUGCUGAAUGCAGAAGUGUUUUGUGGAAAUAGCUCAUGUGGCCUCUUUAGGCUGUUUCUUCAGAUCAGCUUGUCCAUGAGAUACAAAGAAAGCUUGUUUUCUUUAACACCCCUUACUCUUGCUAUGUACCAUAUACACUCUCUGUUUGUGGCAAAAGUUCUACGGAGAGCUGUGUGCAUUGAUGAAGAACAGCGUAUAUGGACCUAAUUCUCUUCCCCCAUAUACAGAAUUUAAAUAUGUUAAAAAUAAUCUCUUUAUUUGCUCAUUUCAUUGUGGGCCCAAUUCUGCAAGCCCUCCAUGAGCAGAGCUCUCACUGAAGUCAAUGGGAGCUCCUUUUACAUAGGAUUUAUAGGAUCUGGCUCUGUACUUCUGUCCUAAGGGAUAUUACAAUAUACCCUAUGGAUAAGGGACAAGACAGAGAAACGGGUUGAUGAGCAACUUAUCAAUCUUUUUUUAAUCGUCCCAGGGUACAUCUACUCUGCAGCUGGAGGUGUAAUUCACUGCUCAGGUAGAUGUACACAAAUCUAUACAUGCUAGAUUUGAUUGAGCUAGCAUGUUAAAAAUAGUAGUGUAGCUGUGGUGGUUCUGGCAAUGGCAUGGGCUAACUUCCUGAGUACUUAUCUAGAGUCACUGGUGGGAUUGCAAUCAGGCGGCUAGCCCAUGCAGCUGCCCAUGCUGCCGUGGCUACCCUGCUAUUUUUAGUGUGCUAGCUCAAUCAAAUCUGGAAACUGCACCUCCAGCUGCAGUGUAGAUGAACCCUCAUAUUUAAAAAUGACGCCUAAACGUGUAUUUCAUAGGAUCCUAGGAAUGUAUCCUGAUUAGCUAAUGACAGACCAUUUUUACUAUUAAAAUUAAUUGCAUUGAAAUAGAAAAGGAGUACUUGUGGCACCUUA
Messenger RNA from Caretta caretta (loggerhead turtle), 3510 nucleotides. It is a transcript of the gene HGF, whose product is annotated as hepatocyte growth factor. The record is from RefSeq and is a predicted model, not a curated record. Gene Ontology annotation, biological process: positive regulation of protein phosphorylation; hepatocyte growth factor receptor signaling pathway; negative regulation of apoptotic process. Gene Ontology annotation, molecular function: serine-type endopeptidase activity; signaling receptor binding. Lineage: Eukaryota; Metazoa; Chordata; Testudines; Cheloniidae.